Molecule: messenger RNA, 3348 nt
Organism: Synchiropus splendidus (mandarinfish)
Lineage: Eukaryota; Metazoa; Chordata; Actinopteri; Syngnathiformes; Callionymidae
Gene: katnb1
Product: katanin p80 (WD repeat containing) subunit B 1
Exons: 20
Coding region: 832-2916 (694 amino acids)
Biological process (GO): microtubule depolymerization; microtubule severing
Cellular component (GO): katanin complex
Molecular function (GO): microtubule binding
Source: RefSeq, a predicted model, not a curated record
CGCUACGAGGAGCAUUUUAAUAGCGCGCCUUGCUAACUGUAUUAGCUCCAGCUGUGACUCCGUAUUAAUCAGCUGAAGUGUUACACUUUAAAUGGAUUCGUAAAGUGGUUUUUCAAGCUUCGACGUAAACUUUUGGCACUGCGAGGGUCGACUUAUCUGUAAUUGUCCAACUUUUUUUUACUCUCUGGACAAGUGCGUCACUUUUUGAGAACUUCAUUACUAGCUUGCGGUAGUAAUGUUUCACAGCGCAAACACCAGACACAGUGACCGCGAGAGUCUUGUGUUUCUGAUGUCCACAAUGCUAAACCUCAUGCGACGUACGUGCUCCAUUUUCGUCAACGAUUCAUACUGACGUAAUAUAUUUACAAGUGACACAGGUUCGUCACUAAGUCAGACCUUGGUGUAAAGAGGCUUUGUGAACAUAGCAGAAGUCGAAUUAUACGUGUAACGUUUUCGACUGACCAGUGGAACGUUUACAAACGCACAUCAACAGGUUUUCGCCCGUGCAUGUGUUGUAUUGAACAAGAAACGUUGUAUUGUAUAAUAAGCCAGUGUUUGUGUCUUUAUGAAUCACGUUUGAUUAAAGAAUGUAUCGAAAAAUGAGAAGCCUACAGGACCCAGAUGAAGUAUCUCUUUAAUGAUUAUACCUACAACCUUCUGAGCUUCAGGAUGGAUUAAGGCCACAUAUUUCUUGGUCUUCACUAUGCCUAUUAAAGAAAGUAAUCGCUCCUCAAAUUCUUGGUUCAACCAGCGGAUGUCUGCACGGCCUCCAAUCCAGACUGAAUUCAUGAAUUAAUCCCUGAUUGGGUUGUGACACUGUGAGCAGACAGGAUGGCGUCUGCCAGCAGCACCAAGAUCUCAUGGCGUCUGAGCCAGUUUGAGGCUCACUCCAGCAGCGUUUCCUGUUUGUCCUUGGGGAAGAAAACUCUCCGCCUGCUGGCCACUGGGGGGGAGGAUUGCCGGGUCAAUGUGUGGUGUGUUAGCAAGCCCAACUGCAUCAUGAGUAUGGCUGGUCACAACAAGCCAGUAGAGUGUGUCCUGCUCAGCCCCUCGGAGGACAAAGUCAUUGCUGGUUCACAGUCUGGAUCAAUAAGACUGUGGGACCUGGAGACUGCAAAGAGUAUAAAAACCCUGCCAGGACAUAAAUCCAACAUCACAAGUCUGGAUCUGUACUCGAACGAAGUUUUUUUGGCAUCAAGUGCUGUCGACAAAGAUAUCAAACUGUGGGACAUGAGGAGGAGCGGUUGUGUGGUCAAAUUCCAGGGUCACACUCAAGCCGUGAGGAGCGUUGCCUUUAGUCCUGACGGGAAGUGGUUAGCUUCAUCCAGUGAUGACGGCACCAUCAAGCUGUGGGAUCUUUUCCAGUCCAAGAUGAUCACAGAGUUUAAAACCCACACAGCAGCGGUCAACGUUGUCCAGUUCCAUCCCAAUGAGUACCUGCUAGCAUCGGGCAGCUCAGACAAGACUGUCAAACUUUGGGAUCUGGAGAAGUUCACUCCAGUCGGUUCUUUGGAGGGACACACAAGUCCAGUCAGAUGCAUCUCCUUCAGCCCGGCCGGCGACUGCCUGUACAGUGGAUCCAGCGACAUGCUGCGAGUGUUUGGCUGGGAGCCGGACUGCUGCUUUGACACAGUGGCUGUUGGGUGGGGAGAAGUGGCUGACAUGGCUCUCUGGAACGAUCAGCUUGUCAGUGCUUCUCACCAUUUGUCGGUCGUCUCCUCCUAUGUGGUGGAUUUAAAGAAGGUGAAAAAGAAUUUAGGAUCUGUGAUCCAAGGGAUCGUCCAGGAUAACAAGCCACUGAAAGAGCCUCAGGAUGUGAAGGCUGUGACGCUGCGCAAGAGCUACGAGCGACCCAUGACCACAUUUAUCACCCAGAGAGCCAAGUCAAGUGCAGACAGUGAGAGACAGAGUCCAGAAGGUGAGCGUCGGAGCCCGAGUGAAGAGGAGGAGAAUGCGGUAGAGAAGGCGCCUCCAGUGGAGAUCCCUGUCACCGACGACUACGAAGAGAUCUUCCAGCCCAAGAAGGCCAUCUGUCGGACACCACCCGAGAAGGCCGAGCCGCUCCCAGCUCCUUCAGAGGACGUCACCAUCCUGGACAUCAGCAAGCAACUCAACGACAUGUGUCACUUCCCCGUCACACAGAUGGCUCCUCCCCCACUCCCAGUAGUCACUCCUGUCCAGAGGGUGGUUCCAACAGUGGUUUCUGGGGCAAAGCGUCCUGCUCUACCGGUGAUCGGACCGCCAACCAGCAACCCUGAACCUCCUGCGCCUGCUGCCACGACCAAACCACAACCUAAGAUUGUUCUCAACAACAGAGAGGAGCCCAUUGGACUGAACAUCUCCGACUUCCUCUCCGUUGCCCACAAAAACCGGAAGGGCGACCUGAGCAUGGAGGAGGCUCUGUCCCAGAUGAUGCAAGGAUCCGAGACCAUGUACUUGAUGAUGAGUAGUAGACGCAAGAAACUGGAGAAGGUCCACUCGGUGUGGAGCAAAGGAGAGCUGACGAACGCUGUGGAUGCUGCUGUGGCCAUGAAAGACCUCUCAAUCGUCGUCGACAUCUUGAACAUCAUCAACCUGCAGCCGUCACUGUGGAAGCUGGAUGUGUGCAUGAAAAUCCUCCCUCAGAUCGACGAGCUGCUGCAGACAGCCUACGAGAGCUACAUACAGACGGGGUACAAGUCCCUGAAGCUCAUCAUGAAGCAUUUCUGGACCUUGAUCUCCGACACACUCAACGCCCCGCAGUCUGUGGGAGUGGACAUCACACGAGAGGAACGACAUCAGAAGUGCAGCAAGUGCUGCAAGCUGCUGAAGAACCUCAGCAAUACGGUGAAGAACCGGGCCGACCAAGUCGGGCGUCACGGCAGCACCUUCAAGGAAUUGCAGCUGCUGCUGGCUCCGCUCGAUGACCUGCACUGAUGAAGCUCCAAAGAUGGAGUGGGAGUUUGUACGUGCGACCCAAGUCCUCUUGAGGCGCUGGACUCAGCAACUCGCAUUUCAAGACUUUACACCUCGCACACUGGCACUUUGAGAAACGCCUGGUGGACUCUGGGCUCAGAAGAUUCAACUGCUGGGCCAGUUUGCAAAACUGAAAGCUGAACAGGUUUAGAAUCUGAUCCUGCACACUGAACAUUCCAUCUUUCAUUUGGAACAAGUCUUUGGCAGAAGGACUUUGGCAAGGCCUCCUGGGACUUGUCUCCUCACUUCAGACUCCACUUAUGAACCAGGGUUUUAAAGUUCUGUUGCUCCAACAAGCAACAUGAAGUUAUUUGUUUUAAAGUAUGUGUGCCGCUAACUGGCGCACAACCCACUGAAAUAAAGCCUUUGUUGUGAAUAAAUCAGGAGUUUCUG